AUGUCCUCGACUGUCGAUUACUCUACUUGGUCGCCUGCCUCUUCCACUAGCUCGGGCUCGCCCGUCCAUCCUGCCUCGCUGGUGGAUCCUACCACACACUCCUCGGCAAUCCUCCAGCUAGUUGAUAUGGAGUUCACACAGUCUGUCAUAGACUACAUUGUCGAGUGCAUCGUCGAAACGGUGACCUACGCGCUCACCCGGGAUUCGGACCCCCAUUCGGCUAUCACUCUGGGCCCUAGCCCCACCCUCGUCGGCAAAUUCACCCUCUUCGUCAAGCUCAUGUUGUCCCGCGCCGAAGUGAGCCCUGCGACUGUCUUCGUGGCACUCGCAUAUGUUGCGCGCGCACGGCCCCACCUCGCCAUCGCCUCGCCCGAGUGGGCGCUCGAGCGCGUCUUCCUCGGCGCGCUGGUCGUCGCGAGCAAGUACACGCAGGACAGCACGCUGCGCAACGCGCACUGGGCGCUGUGUAGCGGCGUCUUCGGCAAGCGCGACGUCGGGCGCGUUGAGCGCGAGUUUCUCGAGGUGCUGAACUGGGAUCUUGGCGUGCGCGAGGAGGAGAUUCUGAUGCACUGGGGAGGCGUUAUGGGGCUCCCCGACGAAGAUAUGCCUCCGGUCGCAACUCCUGCUGCUGCUGCUACCAGGAUCGAGAUCACACCCGCUCCGGAAUCGGAGUACCACGGCACCGGCGUGCCGACCCUCGAGCCGUCGAGCCCCUCCAGCACCUACUCGUCGUCGCCUCGAACACCGUCGACGACCGACAUGGAUGUCGACCAGCCUGCACCGCACGCUAAGAAGUACGAGCACGAGCACGGGCAUCAUCGGCACCACUCACGCCGCCUCAGCGGGCUGCUUCGGGUUCUGCACGUCCCACACAUCCAUCUGCCGCACCACCAUCACCGGGCCUCGAUCCCCAUCGCUGCCGGUGCUUAA
This is a messenger RNA of Mycena citricolor, 930 nucleotides long. NCBI's taxonomy places the organism in Eukaryota, Fungi, Basidiomycota, Agaricomycetes, Agaricales, Mycenaceae. The record is from the annotation of a GenBank genome assembly.